AUGCCGGCAUACCAUUCAAUCUUCCUGGGAGACCAGGGCGUACAGACGAUAGGAAACUUCCCACUCCUCCCGCUGCGCACAAAGACACGGGGACCAGCGUUCACUCUCCCGCAACUCCCGGCCGGCACCAACCCACUGGACGUCGACCCGGACUCCGAGUCCUACGACUGUCUGGACGAAAUCCUCUCUCUAUUCCGCGCGAACACUUUCUUCCGCAAUUUCGAAAUCAAAGGCCCCGCAGACCGCAUGCUGAUCUAUGGCAUCCUAUUCAUCUCAGACUGUCUGACGAAAGUGAAGCCGCACAUGGACUCGAAGUCGGCUGAAAAGGCUUUGAUCAACGGUGCUCUGGAACAAUUCAGUCUUCCCGGCGAGCCGGGCUUCCCUCUGAACCAGGCUUUUGAGGCGCCUAGGGAUCGGAAUGAGGCGGAGGCGCUGCGGAGCUAUCUCAGCCAGGUGCGACAGGAGUUGGCUGUCAGGUUGCAUGCGAGAUUGUACGAGGGCGGUGUUGGCCCGAGUAAGUGGUGGUUGAGCUUUACGAAGAGGAAAUUCAUGGGGAAGGGGUUAUAG
Molecule: messenger RNA, 567 nt
Organism: Exophiala aquamarina CBS 119918
Lineage: Eukaryota; Fungi; Ascomycota; Eurotiomycetes; Chaetothyriales; Herpotrichiellaceae
Product: actin like protein 2/3 complex, subunit 3
Exons: 3
Coding region: 1-567 (188 amino acids)
Biological process (GO): regulation of actin filament polymerization; Arp2/3 complex-mediated actin nucleation
Cellular component (GO): cytoskeleton; Arp2/3 protein complex
Molecular function (GO): actin filament binding
Source: RefSeq, a predicted model, not a curated record